Molecule: messenger RNA, 390 nt
Organism: Ostertagia ostertagi
Lineage: Eukaryota; Metazoa; Nematoda; Chromadorea; Rhabditida; Trichostrongylidae
Source: the annotation of a GenBank genome assembly
AUGACGACAGGUUACUUCGCUGAUCACCGAUUGCAGUUAGUGAUCUGUAAAUAUGAGCUGGUUAUGGUCCGAAGCCCGCAUCAGCGGCAGAAAAAGGAAAAGAGAGUAUCGGAGUGUUCAGAGAGAAAAAAGAAGCAAAAAGACCAGGAAGAUGCAGCGGAGGCAUCCGAGAAACGAAGAAAGAAAAAGGAUGACACCGAGAAAGGCGCAGACGCUUCGGAGAGACGAAGAAAGAAGAAGGAUGACACUGAGAAGGGCUCAGAUGCUUCGGAACGGCGUAGAAAACAGAAGGACGACAAAGAGAAGGAUAAAGGUGAAACUUCAGAGCGGAAGAGGAAACAGAAAGACAAAGAUAAAGGCGAUACAUCAGAAAGACGAAAGGUGCUUUGA